This is a messenger RNA of Henningerozyma blattae CBS 6284, 291 nucleotides long. It is a transcript of the gene MEH1, whose product is annotated as Meh1p. NCBI's taxonomy places the organism in Eukaryota, Fungi, Ascomycota, Saccharomycetes, Saccharomycetales, Saccharomycetaceae. Gene Ontology annotation, cellular component: late endosome membrane; membrane raft; Ragulator complex. The record is from RefSeq and is a predicted model, not a curated record. Bases 1 to 291 code for a protein of 96 amino acids. The transcript has a single exon. Gene Ontology annotation, biological process: cholesterol homeostasis; endosomal transport; positive regulation of MAPK cascade.
AUGGGUAAUAUUUGUGCUUGUUUAGUUAAUAGUGAUAGCAAUGAAGACGAGUCUCUAUUAGCAGGCCAACAAAAUAGUUAUGGUACUGAUAAUGUGGUGGAUGAGGAAACAUUGCUAGGACGACAGAUGAAAGAGCAAGAGGAACAAAUAAUGCUCAGAAACCAAGAAUUAAGAGAUAUUGUAAACAGUACAAAUGAUAAACUUAUAGAUAUAUCUAUGAUAAGUAAUAGUGGAAUUGUACUAGAAGGCCAUGAUAAUAACUUUAAAAAAUUUCUAAAGGAAAUCAAAUAG